Messenger RNA from Cyclocybe aegerita, 1905 nucleotides. The record is from the annotation of a GenBank genome assembly. Lineage: Eukaryota; Fungi; Basidiomycota; Agaricomycetes; Agaricales; Hemipholiotaceae.
AUGACUUCUGUUUCGAGUUUCUUUUCACGAGACGCGAUGCUGAAACGGCAGGCGCGUAUUACCCGUGCGCGGAAGGUUGAACGACAACCCACUUUGAACAUCAUCCCAGAGGAGGAUGAACUCAGAACGUCUUCAAGUUCGAGGUCUCCAUCGCCAGUGCCACUCUCGAGCAUUCCGAGUGGCAAGCAGUUGUCUGGUCUCAAGGCCAGACGAAGAUACGCGAACAUCUCUGACAUUCGAGUCACUCACGAUGCCACUUUUCGCGACGACAACGACCUUUCACCAAUUGACGACACCCUCCUAACUGCACCACGCCCUGCCCCACGACCUCCUAUGACACCCUCGAGCCCGCAAUCAUCGCCAGACUCCUUCCAUUUGACCUUCACCGAGAAAUCAUUCACAUUCCCCCAUCCUCCUGAACCGACCUUUUCGCCGCUCGACCGGUCGGAAUGUUACUCACCAACUCCUUCAAUUUCCUCGCUUUCUUCAAGCCCAUGUUCUCCUAGUGGCGCCAUGCCACUGACGCCUUCUACAUCCGACGACGAGUCAAUCCCUUCUCGUACUUUCCACCAUCGUGCCACCAUCCGACCACUUGUCAUUCACAAACAUCACCCUCGUCCAGUUUCUCCUUCUGGAGAGAUUUCUCUAUCGCCUUCUCUCCUCCAGCCCUUCAAAGAUGUCUCAGAAGUGAACAUGUACGCGACGCUGUCACCUUCAUUCCUGGAAUCCGAAUCGUCCGAAUCCGACCCAGAGUCAGACUCAGAAUGGUACACGAGGGAGUUCUCUAAGAUCAUCUCUCUUCGCUCUCCUCUUCCUCCAUCUUUCCCGCUUCAGCAACCCUGUCGCCCGGAUUCGAUGUCCAUCACCUCCGACGUUAUCGUCCCCACCACGACCGUCAAUAAACGACGUGUUUCGAAGACUUUCCAACCCUCUGUCGAGGCCGCUCCUCGUAAGAGAAAUAGCAAGACUCGUAGCAUCCCAAAAUAUCCCCCUCCUCCUGUUCCUCCUAUCCCAGCCCACCUUCGCUCGUCUGUUCCCCCGCCGUCGUCACCCGCACCGGCUGUCCCACAAAAUGUUCAGCGUCCACCUCCACGCUCGAGUAUCCCCGCUGACUGCGUCAUCGACCUCUACCUAGACGAAGACGAAGUCAGCAAUGAUUCAUCUUCGGCGUUCUCGUUCACAAUGUACGAGAUCGACCUCGGCGAACGCGAGCUUGGACGCGACAGUCCUGCGAGUGCCUACUCUCAGCCCUCGUUCGAGGAACAGGGACAAGAGGUCUCUAUGGACAACGUGAAGUUUGAGCUUGAUUACCCUUUGAUGCUUCCACUGUCGUUGCCUGGCACUCCCCUCGAUCUCGAAGCAGACAUCGCACGGGGCUUGGAAAGACUCCACAACGCCGAAGACGAGGCGAUUUUCGAACAGGCGGAAUUUGUUAUCGAGGAAGAGGCAGUCCAGGAAGAGAUAGUACAGCAACAGGCUUCCGUCGUCGAUGCCGUUCCCGAGCGCCAGCAAGUUGUCGACGACGUCUUUUCCCCCAUCUCCUCCGAUUUCUCCUUCUCACCAUCGCCGUCUGCCACCUCACAACACUCCUACAGUCGCUCCAGCCCCUACUGCGAGGACGAACGGGUGCUCAAGUCGAAAUGGAGCACCUCUACGCUGGGCUCGAUCCGCGAGGAGCACGAGCGUCGGGGCACCUCGAAGCUACGGCUCUACUUCGGCGGCAACUCACCCAAGCGGGCCUCGUCGUCAUCGAAGAAGGCACCCGCGACGCCGUCGACGCCCUUUGGCCUCAUCUCACCUCGCAAGGCAAGCCGCGGCCAGCCCUCGCCUCCUCCGGCUCCUGCGGUGCGAGGACACAAGUACGGGCACUCCGGGGCAGCUCGACGAACUCGAACUCGGACGUGA